Messenger RNA from Portunus trituberculatus (swimming crab), 4475 nucleotides. RefSeq lists its product as uncharacterized. The transcript has 7 exons. The record is from RefSeq and is a predicted model, not a curated record. The coding region runs from base 347 to 916 and encodes 189 amino acids. NCBI's taxonomy places the organism in Eukaryota, Metazoa, Arthropoda, Malacostraca, Decapoda, Portunidae.
UGUGCCACUCUUGACUCUCCCGCGUCCCUCCCUGCCUGCCACUUCUCUCCGCGGUCUGGCCAAACGCAGAGAACACAGAGAGAAAACACGAACUUCUCACUUCACACACACACACACAACACACACACACUCGUCUCUCUUUCUCUUUUCUCCAACCAACACGAAACUGGAGCUAUUCCGAGUCGAGUUCUGAAGCUUUGUACUCUCUAGCUUCACUCACAUAGCUUCCAAGUCCUCACGUGUCUCUAAAAGCUCGUCUACUUCGGGGCUUCCUCCUCUCCAUCUCUCCUCGUGUGACUCUCUCUCCCUGUCUCUUUCUUCACGCCCCGUCGCCGCAGCACGCACCAUGCAGACCUGGGCCAGAAUCUCCACUCUCCUACUGCUGGUUCUGCCUUUCCUCCUCGUACUGACUCCUGCGGCUGAAGCCCAUGGAUCAGUGAAAGUCGGUUGUCUUAACUACGGCCACUCCUGCUUGGGAGCUCAUGGCAAGCGUGGUUCUUGGCCUCCCGCUGCUCCCCGUACUCAAACGGCGGCAGCUCUUCUCGCCCCCUUCCUUCAGGGUCUCGCCGCCCCCCGCAAUGCUGUUCGCUCAUGGCAAGACAAAGUCAUGUCACAGCGCCGCCAGCAGGAGAAGGAACAGCAGCAGCCACAACAGCAACAGCAGCACCACCAAGAAGACUUCCCAGUAAUGUAUGAAGAUUCACCCCUCCCACGGAUCCCCGCAGCCCGACACAACGCCCUCCCUGCCAACCAAGACACUUCUCUCGAUGAUGACGACCUGGUUUACUACGGCACCUACGAGGAAGACUAUGGCGAUCACCGCGCUAAAAGAAGCGUGACUGAGAAGACCGAGAAGCAAAAGACAACACCCACUAAAGUCUCAAUGUCUUGCCUUCUGUUCUCCCGGCGGUGUUGAGGAGAUCAGGCAGUGAAGGGCACAUGCUCCCUUCCUCACAACACCCUCCCACCAUCCUUUUCCUUCCUUCCCUCUCCAUGUAAGUUCUGCCCGCGACCCUCAAGUCUGUCCUCUUCAGGAAUAUAUUAAUGGGGACACCGUUUUCUGUGCGUUACCUUCACGAUCUCUAAAUACAGGACUAGGCGACGUAACGAGUGGUGUAUGAGUCCAGCCCAGAGACCCUGUUCUGAGUCAGUCUCCGCUUCUUGGCCCGGCUACUUAUAGAAAGCUAGGGUGGUGGAGGUUACUGUGGUUUCGAGUAAUAUCAGGUGUGUAUUAUUUAUUCUAUUUAUUUAUUUGUUCAUUUAUUUUGUCAUUGUGGUGGUAGUUCGGUAAGGGUUCUUGAUCAUUACAUAAGAAAAAAAAAAAGACAAAAACUCAUGAACCACAAUGGACGCUUUUAGUAGGUUCUAGUGGAGGUUAUUGUGGUUUUCAAAGUUUUGUUUUCUUCCGUGAUUUGAAUGGCAAUUUUAACACAGAUUCUGGAUCAUUUGAAAAAAAAAAGUACAUGAAAACACUCGUGAAAGUCAGAAUAGACAUUUACAACAGGCUGUGGUGGAGAUUAUUGUGGUUUUCGAGGUGGUUUCAUGGUUAUUGUGAUACUUGAAAGGAUACUUGUAACAGGAUCUCCAGGAAGUGACUCGUUUCAGAGAUAUUUUUCGUGAUUCUGUAUUAGUUGUAAGAAACAGUACAUGAGAGCUAGAAUGUACUGUAUUAAUAGGUUAUGGUGGAGAUUGUUAUUUGAAGCUUAUUUUUAAAGUUCUAGUAAUAAUUCAACAAAGAUUCUACGUCCGUGGGAAUGAACACUCAUGCAAACCCGACAAGAGACAUUCAGGUGAACAAAACUACAUCAAUUUAAUAAGAGGAAGCGGAAGUUAUGAAGUGACUUGUUUCAGGGAUGUUUUCCGUGAUUCUGUAUUAGUUGUAAGAAACAGCACAUGAGAAUCAGAAUGUACCGUCUUAAUAGAUUCUAGUGGAGAUUAUUGUUAUUUAUAAGGUUAUCUUUAUAGUUCUAGUAAUGAUUCAACAAAGAUUCUACGUCCGUGGGAAUGAACACUCAUGCGAUCCCGACAAGAGACAUUCAGGUGAACAAAACUACAUCAGAUUAAUAAGAGGAAGCGGAAUUUAUGACGUUUCCAUAGAGUUAUUCGAGGUUGUCAGGGGUAAUAAGAUGAGCAGCAAAUGAUGAAACCGGCCAUCACUGAUCAUCAAUGUAUCUUUCGAAAAUAAGACACAGUGGAAGUUGUGUGGUUUUGAAAAAGAUAUCGAACGUUUUGAAGCACAUUUACACGAUUCUAGAGAUAAGUUAACCAGUAACCUAUUCAAUCAGUACGAAAUAACACACUUGGGAAUGAUGAAACCGGCCAUCACUGACCAUCAAUGUAUCUUUCGAAAAUAAGACGCAGUGGAAGUUGUGUGGUUUUGAAAAAAAUAUCGAACGUUUUGAAGGACAUUUACGCGAUUCUAGAGAUAAGUUAACCAAAAACUUGUUCAAUCAGUAUAACACACACGGGAAUGACUAAUCAUUUCUGUCAUUCACUGUACUCUUAAAAAAAAUCAAGAUGUUGUGAAUAUUAAGAGUUUCCAAGAAGUCGUCGGAGCUUUUGCGGAGUAACUACACUUUCUUAGGCAUAAAAACAUAAGACACCUAAGAAAAAAAGGGAAGCUGCAAGAGGCUGUCAGGUCUAUACGUGAUGGUUCCUGUAUGAACAAAGCUACUUAAUUCCAUCUACCAUUCUCAUCCAUAAAUUGAUCUAAUCUCCCUUUUGACUCAGCACUAACAUGACCACUGAGUCCGUUCCGAUCAUCAACCAGUAACCUGUACAACUAGUAACCUGUACAAUCAAUAAUCUGUACGACCAGUAACCUGUAAAACCAAUAACCUGUACGACCUUUAACCUGUGCAACCAGUAAGAAAAACACCCCAAAGAUUGACAAACCAUCCUUGACUAUCGCUGUAGCCUUGAAAAAUAACAUAAUCAGUAUUUCUAUGACUAAGAGAUCAUUUAACUACUAUUCUAAACUAUUCGAAAACAAAUCACCCUUGAGACUGACUGCCCAUCCCAUCCAUGUAGCCUUCGAAAGUAGGUCUUGAUGAGAGAGCAGAGCGAUUCAGAACACGGCUCUUUGACACUACCGACGGACCACAUGACCAACAACGCCUACAAGGUCCUCUGUUGCAAUAAUGUACCAGCUUACCCUGCCGCCGCCCUCCCACCCGCCCACCAGCCCCUCCGUGGUGAUGGGCGUGUCCCGGAGUGGCCGCCGCGACACACCCACACACACAACACCCAGAAGCGGAUCCAGUCCACCUCAUUACGCCUAAUUACAGAUGGAUGCCUGGAUCUCUAAUUACUAAGCGGUAUUUAGGGAGCGAAAUAGAAUUCACGGUGCCACUUUUGAUAAUGGCCGCCAUGAAGGGAGGAAAAAAAUGGUUUGAGAGUAAAAUAAGGGCGUUGGCUUGUCCCCGGCAGCCAAGUGAGGGUGGUGGGAGGCGGCCUGCAGUGUUUUUGUGGGUGUUUGGGUUAAUGAGAGUGCCACGCCCAGCUGUCCGUGGUGUUAAAUAUUGUCCCGCUGUGAAAUGUCUCGCCACAUGUUUUCUUCAUCGUGACUUGCUUUAAUUGAGGGAUUGUGGGAUUGUGUUGGUGAAGUGGUGUUGUGUUGUGAUGUGUUGAGAUGGGUUCCUGUGUGUGUGUGUGUGUGUGUGUGUGUGUGUGUGUGUGUGUGUGUGUGUGUGUGUGUGUGUGUGUGUGUGUGUGUGUGUGUGUGUGUGUGUGAUCACGUGUAAUAACGGAGGCUGGCCAGAAGUUACACGAAUUUAAAGCGCGCACUCACACACACACACACACACACACACACAAAGAGAGAGAGAGGUUAAUGAGUAAGUUAAGACACAUACAUACAGACGUACUACUUUAGACUACCUACGCAUAUACUAUUCCAGCACAUUUCAGGAACAGCACAGCAACACUAUCUUGUCACGGGAACACAAUACGGAUGCCAUUUUAAUGCGUGCAGUGAAUUAAGUAACGUUUCUCUCUCUCUCUCUCUCUCUCUCUCUCUCUCUCUCUCUGAUCCAACUAAUGAUACUCGUAACCAAUUUAGUAAGAGAGAGAGAGAGAGAGAGAGAGAGAUUAUUCCAAAGUCGUUUCAUUAUUUAUUUUCACUAGUGUAGCUUACUUCCUUCAGUUUUCUACCCUAUCACCUCCCACAGACAACACGAGCACAAUUUACCCUCAAGACAAUCCCCAGAUGGAAACCUUCAAUGCAUUAUAAUCAAUGGAAAUAAAACAUGCUGCGAGACAUUUCAGGGAGUGACGUGUUUCCCACCACCCUGAGUCACUCUCUCGGCUGCUGCUGAUAAAUAAAUACUAUUGUUGUACCAUUUCCUCAUUACCGAUUCUCAUUUCCCUACUAUUUUCUGACUAUUAUUUUAAGAUUAACGUCUCUUCUCCUGGAAAACUGGAAUCAUUUUGUUUUUUCAUGACCAGUUGAACAAAUAAAGACGAGAUAAGCCUCU